Daucus carota subsp. sativus is the source of this 1220-nucleotide messenger RNA. Its product is annotated as stem-specific protein TSJT1. Bases 153 to 905 code for a protein of 250 amino acids. The transcript is spliced from 4 exons. The record is from RefSeq and is a predicted model, not a curated record. Lineage: Eukaryota; Viridiplantae; Streptophyta; Magnoliopsida; Apiales; Apiaceae.
AUCAAUCAAUAAUAACUCAAAAGUCUGUCCUAAAACAUUCAUCAAACGACCUUUCAACACAUGUGUAUAUAUAUAUGUAUUGAUCGCCUGAAACACAAGAAAUAAUCGCAUUGUAGUUGAAUUGAUACAACAUAAAAACAACAUAUAGAAAGAUGCUAGCAGUUUUUGAUAAAUCGGUAGCGAAGAGCCCAGAGGCGUUACAGAACGCGAGCUCUGAUUCGGUGAGUGCACUGAAAGAUGGGUUUCUGGUGGGCCAUUUCUCUUCGGUGAAGCCUGUUUCUGUCACCGUUAAUCUUGGUCAUGCUGGCGUUUUGGCCUACUCCAUGGAUAAGCAGAACCCUUUUCUUCCUAGAUUGUUUGCUGUGACGGACGAUAUAUUCUGCUUGUUUCAAGGCCACAUUGAAAAUGUUGCACACCUUAAGCAACAGUAUGGAUUGGGCAAGAAUGCAAAUGAAGUAAUCAUUGUUCUAGAGGCCUACCGAACUUUAAGGGAUAGAGGUCCUUAUCCCGCAGAUCAGGUGUUGAGAGAUUUCCAUGGAAAAUUUGCUUUUGUUCUGUAUGACGGUUCAUCAAAAUCUGCAUUUGUUGCUGCUGAUGCUGAAGGAAGUGUGCCCUUCUUCUGGGGUACUGAUUCUGAAGGGGAUCUUGUUAUCUCGGAUGAUACAGAUGUUAUCAGCAAGAGCUGCAAGAAGUCAUAUGCACCAUUUCCAAAAGGAUGCUUCUUCACAACUUCUGGAGGCUUGAGGAGUUUUGAGCACCCUAUGAAUGAAUUGAAGCCAGUGCCGAGAGUAGAUAGCUCGGGUGAGGUGUGUGGUGCAACCUUUAAGGUGGAUGAAGGGUCUCGGAAGGAAACUGGCGGCAUGCCUAGAGUCGGAAGUGCUGCUAACUGGUCCCAACAUUACUGAGCGAAAUACCUUUGAUUGCGGCAACCCCUUGGUUAUUAGUAGUGGGUCGCAGGAGUCUUUUACACUUCUUUUAUAUUCUAAUCAUGAACUUUACUGGCUAAAUGUUAUUGAACUUCUCAAUCUGUUAUGAGCAAACACAGUCCUUCGAUACAACCAUUAAUCAGCUGCUUACGGUUUUAUUUAAUUCAGUGCAUUUGAAAUUCAGGAUGCUUAAAAUAAUAGUACUUUCAGCAAGGGUUGUGUUAUCAUCCUUUUGUUUAUUGAUUGUACAUGUUUAAAUCUUUUUCUUAAAUAGUCAUGAAUGUGUUCUUUGGA